AUGGCUUUCGCGAACUUUUAUGAUUAUUUGCGCAACCUAACGAUUAGCGAGGAACAGUGUGGGCAGUGUUCAUAUCAACAAAGUUGUGGUCGACAAUGUCAUAGAAGAGGUAGUAUUGAUCUCAUAAAUCCACUCUUUGUUGCUGAACGUCCUUGUAAGGGGAUUUCACAAACUAAAGCUUGUGUUUCAAAUUACGUGGACGAUUGUAAGCAUUGGCCAAAUCAUGAGAUUGCAUUGCCGAAUAUAACCGAUUCAAUGAUGGAACUGAUUAACAAACUUGAUUAUCUCAGUUGUGUGCCAGAAAAAAGAUCGAACGGUGAUGUAUGUCGUUGUUGUUGUCAUCCUUACCGACCAGAUCCAAGGACUUUUGAAUGUCAACUAAAGCUUAACAAUAGGGGAAGAUCCUGA
Molecule: messenger RNA, 408 nt
Organism: Dracunculus medinensis (Guinea worm)
Lineage: Eukaryota; Metazoa; Nematoda; Chromadorea; Rhabditida; Dracunculidae
Source: the annotation of a GenBank genome assembly